AAUCCCGUUUUCGUCUCCUCUGCGAUUGGCACUUAGUGUACAAAGAUAGCCAGUCAGUUUUUUAUGUGAGUGCGUAGUACGAUGGCUGGCGUAGGAAAAUAGCCAAAAAUCAACUGGAAAAGUGUGUUAUCAAAGAGAAAAGUGAAAUCAAACACGAAGCGGUUUUGUUUUUUUUUGUCAAAGUUAUCGGCAUUGAUUAUCCACACAUCUACCAGUAAUGUAAUUGAAGGAGGUCACUGCUCCAGCGUUUGAGCUGUCAACAGAAAAAAUAAAUCGCUCGACAAUAAUACCAGCCCAUUUUUAAGAUGUUCCCACGACCUAUGUAAUUUUAAAUUAGCUUUAAUCGUUCGAUGGAUAACCGACCGUACUCACUAUCCUCCUCGGGAGAACACGAAAAGGAAGUACACGACGAAAGCAGAAAUGAAAGUUCAGAGUGCUUACCGACGAGAGAUACCGAGCUACAACGGGAGGACAGCGGGCUGUUCUCCCCGGACGCAAUCAGGAAUGCGUCCAAUCGUCUCUCUACGGAUUCCGCUUCGACGUAUGAAAUAGUCGAUUACCAAUCGCCCGAAUCCACCGACGAGUUGUGGAGUAAUGUGGUGAAAAUAAAUCGUGCUACCAGUGCCGCUGUUGCUGCGAUGGUUGCUGAAUCCGGUGGUGAUGAAGAUCGCGAUCAAGAUGACGAGGAAUAUGAAAUACAGGAGGCUGCUGCUGGAGAGGAUUUACAACUGCAAAGAAAAAAGUUUGAAUUGGCGCGAUCGUCCACUAAAGAGGAAAAGCAACGACAUAACGAGGGAAUUCUAAUUAUGAAAUCCAAUUCGCUUUCAUCUGAAAACAAUUCCUGGGAAACUUUUUCCCCAUCAAAACCGUCGGCGGAUAGCGCUGAAGCAAUGGUCUUACCGGAUCCUGUUGAGAUAUCUUCUUUAGUGCAGAGUAAACCGGGAACUUCGAAAGCUUGUUUCAUAGAUGCAUCUUCACUAUUUGAUGAGGAUGAGGUGCCGUACCCGUCCUUCAUGGAUACCAGUUUACAGCGACAACAACAGGAGAGAACAACUAUCUCAUUGUCUGCUAUUUUAAGCGAUGAUGAAAAACUGAAGAACUCGAAUAGUCAACAGACCACACUUGACGUGAAGGAUCAGUUUUCAUCACUACCAAAUAAUGAUUAUUUAGCUGGCAAAUUAAACAUUAAGGAUAAUGAGGAAGAUGGUAACGAGGAGUUUGGCGAGGAAGUCAUUGCAAGGCAGGAUUCUGAAAGGAAGCAGGGUAGUUUUCUUUUUCAAAAUUCGAUUCAACAGUAUUCUGGUCAUUUGAUAGAACCCAACUUACAAUUUCCAGAUGAAAACUAUAGUGAUAUGUCGAUUCCUAGUGUUUAUUCCUCAAGCAGUGAACCGAACUAUGAAUACACUUCACUGGUGACGGAAACUAAUCCUACUCGAUUCAUUACUACUACUGGAGGCAUCAACACAAGUGGAUACAAUUCUGGUUCAGCGGAUUACUCCUCUCGAAUGUCACAUGCUUUAGAUAGCGAUAACUUGCAUUACCCAGACACCCCUUUCAAUUCGAUAGUACACGUUAACUCUGCUGUAAGUAUUCCUCCUUUAUCCGUUCGUCUUUCCGAAGGCAGUAGAGGAAGUUCUGUUGAUCGGGAGUCCCAUUCGACUCCGAUAAAAAUUCCCAAGCGUGUUCGAAAACAUGACGAAUCCGCUCCUAUUCUCUCUGGUGGUGCUUCAAUCGAGGAUUUCACACCCAAACAAUGUGAAAGUCCACAGGUUCGCAGGAGGACGGAUACAUGCCCGAUCGUUUCCGGCGGAAUUAGUUUUGAAAAUGAUUUCAAACCGGAUGAACGAACUCGCAAACUAAGCAGUUCGGCAAAGUCUUGGGUGGUUGACUUGAAGAAUUGCCCGGAUGAUGAAAAAACCGCUGCUAUGACUUCAAUCGAACACAACAGAAAUGGCAUGGGUUUCUAUGUGGAUUUCGGAAGCAUCAAGACGCCAGAGGAAGAAAAGUCCAUCGUGACUAAUGCUAGGCCGCAGAAUCGUGCUCAUCAUGAUUUGAUGAAGAAGUCAACUGGUUUCUAUAUCGAUCUUUCUGAUAAUGACAGUUCACGUAGUAACACCCCAAAGCUGACUAAAACCCAUACACCUCCGAUCAACACAAAUUCUAGUAGUAGUCCCAGAGCGGAAUCAGUCGAGAAGGAUACUAAGAAAAACAUUUUUUCAAUGUUCAUCGAUAUUGGUAAUGACGCUUCUCCAAAGCAAUCGACAGCUGUUCGUAAAAACACUUCAGCAUCAGUUCGAACAAAAGAUGAAGGUUCAACAGUUGUUGUUCCCCUUGUUAGACCUGUCAACCUACCUGCCGAGGAGAAAAAGAACUGCUAUAUGUUUAUUGAAUCCGAAUCGUCGCCAAUUAUGCGAAGAAACAACGAUUCAUCAGUUCCAAAAACAGAAUCCAAAAGACAUUCUUGGAAUCCUACAAGCACUGAAGGAACUUUCCAUGAACGACGAAUCUUGAACCGAGAGUAUCAGCGAUCGACUAGUGUUACCAGUGAUAAAGGAAUUAUGAACAUUCUGGACAAAAUACCUCUGCUUUCCAAGACUAGCAGCAUGUCAAUUGACUCUUCCGUUUCGCCAUGCGAAGAUUUUACCUGUUCAAAAUCCGAACUGAGCACCUACUCCAAUCAUUCUGUUUCCUCUAAUUCGGCCCAAUCUAGCAACGAGUCAAAAGUUUCACCAAAACAGAUUGGGUCCGGCGUACUAGCGGAAAUGACUACUUCAGCUAAGAAAAAGCGCAGAGAUGUUAAAAUCAAUGAAACCUUUGACAAGAGUAGUCAGGGAUCGGUCACUGACGGAAUUUUAUCAUCCAACGAGGAUUCUUCUCCAAUAUCUACAACUGAUACUGACGACGUGACAUUCCAAAACAAUCCAGCUGAUGAACCAAAUGCAGACCAACUGGCAGAUGAACCACCUGGUCAAACAGAAGAGAUUAAACUACCGUCAACAACAAAUAAACAGAUGGAAACAAUUGUUGAAGCAGUCGAAAAUUCCCCGAAGCAUGUAAGUAACGGGGCUCGUAAAGCUCAACAUACAAUGGAAACGCUUCACGCAACUAUCGAAAAGCAGAAACAGUUGUUGGAAACUGUUUCCGAGAACGUGGAGUCACAAAACACCUCAUUUGUAAAACUAUCUGAUAUGGAUAAACCGGUUGUACCCAUCAAGUUCGAACUUCAUUCGGAAAGUGGAAAUGCUUCCGGAACUACCAAUAAUACUGGCUAUAUGUCAACGUCAGCCGGUUCAAAUCGAGUGGCUAGACUAUUCGGGGAUAGCAACCACAAAUACAACACUAUUGGAACCGCCCAUCAGACACAGCAUCAACUUCAACAGCAACAGAACCACGGCUACUACGCUAAUGGCACGGCUUCUAUGGAACGGCACUCAUGGAAUAUGUCACGGUCGACGGGGAACAACUUCAUGAACUUGGUUUCUUCGGUGGAGAACUCGAGAAGCCUUAGUCGUUUGUUUCCACAUUUAUCUAAAGCCUUCAGCAGCAGUUUACCAUCAGAUGUGGGCAUGAACUCCAUGAACCGUGGAACAGAUCUGCACGAAUUCAUGACGUCGGAUUUUUCAUGCACUUCCAGUAUAACUUCCAGCCGUUCUGGAAUUGAAUCCAUUGAUGAGUCCAUAUCUAGUCGACAACCUCGCCGUUUAGGAGAGGACUUGCUGAAGAUGUUCCUUCAAGAGAUAGCCACCGACGUGACUAUUGAAGCAGAAUCAAAGAAAAUGCGUGCCCAUAAAUGUAUUUUGCGGUCUCGUUGUCAGUACUUCGCUGCUAUUCUGGCCGGAGGAUGGAUUCAAAAUGCUGGCAAUAUCAUCAGUCUACCUGGAUACUCGUACGCAGCUGUUCAUUUUGCUCUCUGUCACAUUUACUCCGGUGCCUCCCAUCCUCCGGAGGGCAUCAGUUUAAUGGAACUGGCCGCUUUGUCCGAUUUGCUUGGGCUUGAAGGAUUGAAGGAAGUUACUGCUUAUGCGUUGAAAACGAACUACUGUCAUAACUUUCACAAGCCAUGUUCCGGUUGCACGGAUGGUGUACUACAGGUUCUUCCGGUUACGUUAAAUCAUGGCUUGGAUGAGUUGUACCGCAAAUGUUUGAAGUGGGUGUGCAAACAUUACGUGAAGAUCUGGUCCAACAAACAAUUUUCGCAGCUACCUGCGGAUGUAGUUAAUCGCUGUAAGCAACAAAUCAUAGCACAUUUGUCGUCUGAAACUGUGCUGAACACUAUCCUGGACAGCGAGCAGCUACUGACGAUUUUGCAACCGUAUAAAUGGUCCGUCGAGGUAGAGAAUGUGGUUCGUGACAUCCUCGAUGCCGCUUACGAUUACAUCCAAGAUCAUUUCGCGUCAUUGUUAGCAAGUGAUUGUUUUCUGUCACUUGGCCACAAUUACAGCUGGGCUAUAUCUCACGUCGAACCAAUACUGCUUCGAGCAGCCACUAGUCUCAGUCCGGAUCAAGCGUGUAAGAGUUAUCCGCGUGCCACAAGGUUGCAUAAAUUGUUGCAAGCAAAGGUUCUAACUAUGACCGCUACGCCACUGUCAUCUGGUGAUAAUUUAAAUAUUCUGAAUGUGUAUGAAAGGAAGAGUAAAUUGGACAUCGAAUAUAGCCGAGAGGAGGAAGAGAUGGACUGGUGCAGUGAGUUUGUUGGAAUGGUAAACGCUAUUCUCUCAGCGGUUGAGCAGUGCUUGAUAAGACAGUGCGCUCGAGCAAUGCGUGUCAAUUCUUGGCAGCGAAUGGACGUCGAGCUGAGGAAUAAAAUUCAAAAACUGGCCUGUUUGAUGGAACCGACCGAGGAGCGCAAAUCUCGAUCGAGAUAUUCCUAUUCCUCGCAGACAUCGUCGUCAUCAUCGAUUCAUUCCAGAACAAAUGAUUUACGCCAAGUACGGUUGGCCAUACAGGCCCAUACAAAGAGAUCUUAUGAGCAUCAAAAUAAUCACAACGUGAACAAUAGAACAAACACUCAGCAAACGCAGACGAUUGUUCAUCAUAACGACUUCAACAGUGUUUCGAAGUCAAACAAACCCCAUGAGCUCUUGGAGCGAAAUAACAUUCGGUCGGAUUUGGUCGCCGAAAAUGGCAGAUUAUCCAAAACGGCAUCGAAGAGCAAUGUGUUGUUGGACGGCAAGUUAAGUAAGGCGAAUGUGAAAAUAGGAUUACUCAGCAAAAAUAAUCUAUCAAGUCAUAAGCGAUCGCAAUCAGAAGAUAUGGGUAUGAAAGUUGCAAAGCCAGAGGCAUUGAACAAUUUGAAAUCGAAACUUAACAAUGUAAAGCCUCGCUAUUUGGAACCCAAAAAACCAAAAAACGCUACCAAUCUCCAGGUGCAAAACGCUUCCUCUAGUGGCAGUUCAACAAGAACGUCUAGUCCCGCUACUGGACGAAAGAAAGGGCCCCUAGGUAAUCUUACAAAGCAAGGCCGUGAUUCAAAUAUUUCACUCGAUAGUCUGUCAUCCCCGGCAAAAACUGUCAAAAUGCGCCCAACCAUCAAUGAUAUGGAAGUUUCUAUCGACUCGUUAGCUGAAUCAUUGAAAACAAGUUCAAUAAAAACAAACAGCAACACACUCUCCCAUGAAUCACUUAUCUACCAGGAAUACUUUAAACCUAAAAACACGAAUCUGGAAAAUCCCCAACAAAUGUACUCCAAGUCUAACCCAAUUAUUUUCAAAGACCGCGAAAACGGUCCAAAAUCAGUAGAUUCUUUGGCAAUCAACAAAAAUUCCGCGCUGACAAAGAAUAACAUCAAGCCCAGUGGAUCAAGCAGUACUAAACUUGGUCCUGCUACGAAAACGGGAAUCAAUCGAACCGCAUCGACUGCCAGCGUUGGUUCGAAUUCAUCAUCCUCUUUCGUUAAAAAAAGUUUCCUUUCACAACGUUCAAGAGAAAUUCUCGCUCGUCGUUCGCAUGAAACUAAAUCGAACUCAACGAACUCGAGCAACAAAUCGGCCGCAUCUUCUCCUAGUCUAUUGUCAAGAGAUAAAUCAACUGCAAGUGAUAGAACUAAAACCGGUUCAUCUGCUUCGUACACCACCAACGGUUCUGGAGGAAGAAAAAUAUAUCAAACGACCUUGCACCUCCGUAAGACGGCCAAAUUGCAGCAAGAACUACCACCGACGGCUAAGCAUCCCAGCGAUGGGCCGAAAUCGGGUAAGCACAGUUUCAUUCCGAUUGCUGGCAAUCAACUGCGAAAGUCAUCUUCGGUCGCUCGGUCGGGUAGCAAUAACAGUACCAACACUAGUGGACGGGCAUUGAAAUCGGUAAAUACUGUCAUGAUCCCGUCAGCACCGUUGGCUGGUAGCAAACUGCCUCCCGAACACACCUCAACGUCAUCGUCUUCUGAUAACAUUAACAGACCACCUAGGGUGGAAUCGAAACUGGAGCGGUCGAACACGUUCUGCAUGGAAGCUUCCGAUAAUCCGGUAGUGCUGCAGAUAAUUGAGUAGAGUGCAACCGAAGAGGACAACAGGUGGAUUUGCUUUUUUAGUUCGCGAUGAGGUGCGUUUCGGGUGCUACCUAAAGUGAGCAAGAAAGUCGACGAUUUACGCUACUAGUUAUGGAUCAAGCAAGUAUAGUUGCAGCAAAGGUUUGGCAAUCGAGUAAGUAAAAAUAUGGAUCAAACAUAGUGGUGAUUUAUUUUACUCAAUGGAUAGUGAUAAAAUCGUAAGGUUUAAUAUUUAUUUACCAAUAAGCACAUUAAGCGAUCCAGGAGAAAGCGAAAAACCAAUAAGUUUGCAUAAAAAGAGAGAAAGAAACAAGCACAGCUGAUAAAUUCUUCAUCGUGGUACUUGUCUAGUCAUUAUUUAUCUCAGAUGUAUUUGUUCGCUUACUAAAAAGGGUAUAAUGUAGAUAUGAUCGAGAUGUAGUUUAUGCGUUGUGUAAUCCGCAUCAGGUCGAUUGAUAGUGAUGAAAAGCUAUUCGAACAGUAUUUUGAGAGGCAUUUCAAUCGCAGAGAAUACAUAUAAACGGACUCGAGCAAAAGAACUUGACUUAAUAUUUAAUAACGCACUGAAUAAUGGAUGAUAUACUAUAAUUAAUAUUUACUUAAACUGUAGUAGCGUUUGUAGGGUUAGCUGGAUCUAAAUAAAGCUCUCAUACUAUGGUUAAUAUUGUGGCAAUGCUUCUCAAAUAGUUCUUCACAAUUGAACAUACGAUUUUAGUACUUAGUUUGGAUAUGUGUAUACUUAUUACAGUCGGUCGAUUAGCUACUGAGCAACUAAUUUUCACCCAAUAGAAGAAAUAAACAACUCCUUUUAUAAGCACUACAAAAGGACGAUUUUUCAGGAAUAUACGUUUAACUAGAAAAAAGCACUUUAGAAACGCGUUAGAGGAUUAAAAACUUUAUUUAUACGUUAGGAGCGAUAAUAUCAGAACCAUGAUAAACACCCAUUGUGCUUGUUUGUUUUCAAUAUUUAACAGAGCCAAACACAAUCAAUAUGAACCAUUACACCGCACUGGGGAACAAAAGUAAACUGCAUUUAUUAUGCAGUUGGCGUAGUUGGAUACAUCAAGGUCUAUUAAAGUACCUAUUAGAGUUUAUUAUGGAAUUCGGAAUAAUGAUACAAUUUUGUUUAAUAGCUUUUCGGGCUUCCUUAUUGAGAACCGUCGAACUUCGUUUUGGUUGACGCUAUUUUUAUUUGUGCUAAUAUCGUUUGUAGUGAUGAGUGGUUCAUCUGAUAUUUUUCUUAUCUUAUUAUUUAAGCCGUCCAUAUUAGUUUUUGGGUAAACAGUUGUCGUCAGCGAAGGAAGCCAAAAUUUUGCAGAUAGCUCUGUUUUAGAGACAUAGUAAUUGAUUUAGUUGUAAUGGCUGUUGUUAUUAUAAAAAAUCCAUUUCAUCAAUUGAGGUUAAAGUAAAACCGAGGGCUUAAUAGAGGAAAGAUACUCACGCUAGUACGUUACUGACAAUGAUAGGUUGAAUUAUUUUCGCAUAUUUUUUGUUUGGCGUGAGCAAUAUUGCCUCCAUUGAACGGUAUGUUCAACACUUCUUAACAUUGAAAAACUUGAAAUCUCCGGCAGUUGUUUUAUGUUGUUGGUCGAUUGUUCUGUCGCACGAUGCCGUCGCAAACCAUAUCUUUGUCAAAGCUCAGUCCAAACGAAUCAACGCGAUGCAGUUCUGAGUAACCUCAAUACCAUUAGAGAACUUUUAGCUAUUAAUGUUAAAUUCUGGACCCACUUUAGAGGCAAUUCGCGAAGAUUACGUCCAUUAGACUGCCCAGAAAAAUAAUAAAUUUUCGAAAACCUAAUCGGCCCACCCCUGAGUUGAUUUCUAGUCUCACCCAGGAGUUUGAAUUUGAAACAAGUCGGAUAAGUCUAGCUAACGGGCCAAUGUGCCUGAAGUUUGUAUGCGAAUUUUCGAUAAUUUACAUGGAGAAAAUCCAUUAGCUCGAAAUUUCACCGGCACUCAAAAAAAUUAUCACUUAGAUAUCACAUGCAAAAACAUAUAAUUAUUUUCCAUAACAUUUUUCACGUAAAUGUUACAUGUUUCACACAUAGAAUAUUAUGGUUUUGAUCUAAUUAAAACGAUUGGUGACUGCAUGUAAAUGUUAAGUGAAUUUCAGUUACUUUGCAUCGGAAUAUCGCAUACUUUCAAAUUUAAAUCCAUAUAAUCUUUAUGUGAAUUUCACGUGAAUUUUAGUUGCAUGAAAAAUAAUAUUCAAAUGCUUUUCUAAUGUGCAUAAGCAGAGGUCGGAGAAUAAAUAUUCAAAUUGAAUUAAUUUGAAAUGCAUUUUAUAUUUACUUCAUCUGAUACAAUUAGUAGCAUUAUCAUUGCGAAAUAUAAUCGUUGCAUCUUUUAUUCGUCGUAGUAUGGAGAGUUUUAAUUUUUCUGUGGUUCGCAUAUCCGCUGGUUUUCACAGUUUCCGAUGUUCCAGAAAUGCUCGUGAUUUUUCCAGUUCCGCAUUCUGAAAAGUAACUUCGUUUUAAUUGUGCUGUAAUGUAUAUAAUAGUUUGAAUUACAUUUAAAUUAAAUUACCUUCAUCAAACUGUUCGAGAAUUUCCUUUAUUAAUCACCUUGCUGUGUGUUGUUGAUACGUGAUGCCAUAUUGGAUCUGUUUGUUUUUUCACAUUGUAUAUCCACAUAAUACUUACGUCCGUUGCAUAUAACUAUUGAAGUAUGUGACAAUCAAAUAGAAUGUAUGUAUUGCAUACUUGGAAGUAAUUGGUUUCUUAUUUGAACUUCAUCAGUGUAGUUAUGAAUUUUAUUUGCUGCAUAUGAAUCUAAUGUGAUUGAUCAUUUUUAAUAUGUACGUGCUUCUUCACUUAAAUUGUAUGUGAUUUAUUGGCUCAGUGGGUGUCACUGUACUUCAUCUAGUGGUGAAAUUGCGAGCUAGCGAGUUUUGUCCAUGUAAACCGUCGAAAAUUCCCAUACAAGCUUCAGGCACGUUGGUCCGGUAGCUAGACCUGUCCGAUUUGCUUCAAAUUUUGAGCAACUACUUCUAGUGGUACUGGGAAUCAACUCAAGGAUAGGCCGAUGGGGGUCAUUUUUUCCUGUCACUCUAGUCUUCAUAUUUAGUAAUGCCACGUACUUCCACUUAUGAUAGCUCCUUUCGAUGAAUCUACUACCAUUUCUAGACAUGUAACAACAUUUUCGAAUUUAAUUUCCCAGAUAACCAAUUUGGUCUUAAUAAAAAAACUUAAUAUAAUUUUUACUUAACUAAUUGAAAAUACGCAUUGUUUGUAAACGCUGUCGAAACGUUGUAGUUGACAUAUUAAAAUCAAAAACAUAUCCUUUCUGAAAUCGCACGCAAAUAGAAUUAAAGGGAUCAUUCGAACCAAAGACUGUGUUUCUUGGCGUUGACUGUAGACAUUGCCUGGAUCGAAGAACACACUCAGGAGCAUCAAUCCGCAGACGUCCAAGUAGUUCUACACUGUCGAUAUCUGCACGUCGAAUGUUUGUUCCAAUCUAUCAUUCGACGAUUCGGCAAUGCCCAAAAAAAGUACAACGGUCUUCAUAUAAAGGCAGAUUUAGCGGUCUUCUGGCCGAAGCCAGCUUGGUGGCACUAUUCAAAUGUUGUUCUGGAGUGGUACGAAGCCAUACCUAAGGAUAUGAACCCCCUGGCACACUGUGGAGUCAUGCGGAAAAGACAUUCUCAUCACAACACGGAGGAAGAAUAUUUUAAGCACUGCCAAAACGGACGCUCAUGAGCGAAACAUCAAACUCGGCGAAACGAUCAUGUAACUAUGGCCGCAACUCUCACACACAAGUACAAUCGAAAUAGCAAGCUGCAGCUCACCCAACCGAACAAACUGCUAACAAUGAUCACUUUUCGUAGUGCUUCGAUACGGUCCACAUCAUAGCCGCGAGAUCUACUGCCAAACACACCUUAAAUCAGCGUGGUUGGAUAGUCGAACUCAAGAGAUCGCGCAAGCAUGCGAAGGAACCAAAAGCCGCUACGAAAGCACCAACAUAAGCGUCUGUUGAGCCACCAUUUUGCUACCACGAGCACACGCUAUUCCACAGAAACAUAUCACUGGAGCUCAACCAGUGUAACCAGGACGCGCGGUUCCCGGAGAAGGCUCUUGACCAGAACGCCUUUUGUUACGUGCUUCUGAAUAGCGUACGCCUUCAUAUUGUACGAUCGCAUCGGCACUCUCCGAUAUUAUACCGUCAAUGUGUAGAGAGCCAAGCGAUCCAGAUAGUAAAAAUGUAUGUAGGGCAGCGGGCAAAAUACACCAGAUGUUAGCAUGACUCAUUUUUUGAAUGCUUGUUGGCUGCCCGAAUGUCUCACUGGCAAUAAUGAGCAUGGCUAUAUUAUUCAGUGUAUUGUGUUUAUUCGAUUUUUUCAUUGAUCAUUUUAUUGGUUUUCAAUCUGACGUUCCACUGUACGAACAGUGAGAUAGGAACGUUAUAUUGGCGCCCAUCCAAAAAUCCCACUAUUUUUCUUUCGUGGCUAUCAGUUUUCAAAUUAGUAAGUGAUAAAUGAGUUGUAAAUGUGUUGAUCACCAUUUAUAUCCUGCACCUAUCAGAUAACGAAUUGGACUAUGAGACGACGCGACGAGAGAAAGCCAGAAAGUUGCGUGUAACGAUUGAGCUUGAAAUAUCGACGAAGGAUGUUCCUGAAGCAGCAGACCAUGUAAUAAAUCAAGCAGAACAUGUGGACUACCACCAAAGGAAGCUACAAAUCAUUAGCAAGCGGUUAAAGAAUGCUUUUGAGGAAGAGAACUCAAUGGAGUUAGCGAUAUGUAAGAGCAAGUUACUGUACUACAGAAGCAGGGUUGCCACGAUCAUGGAUCAGUUUAUAUUCCAGGAAGCUGGAGGCUAACAUCGAACUGUGUCUUCUACGAAUUACCUAGUUCUUCAGUAACGUUACAUUGCUAAACUCACCGGUUCCCAAGGCUCCGGGAGAUGCAUCGAUCUUUCCAGAGAUGGAACAGCUGGUGCUGCAGUCCGGUCUUGGGGAUCGACAUCCAAUUAUUCCUCAGAGGUUGCCCCACAGGUUAGUGGAAAUUUUGACUUACCCAAACCGCCACUAGAAAGUUCCAGACAUGAUCAACAAAUUCCAGGAUUCACUACAGCAAUUCCAUGGAGCUAGAGGCAAGCCCAAAGACAACAACAAGCAAACAAUAAACCGGCGGAUGUUCGAGAUGAUUUGAUUCGCUAUUUGCUUCAAAGUCUAGAGGAUCCGUUUCGCAAUACAACGGGCAACACAUCGUAACGCUUCCGUUCAACCAAACCCAUUCACAAAUGGCCUUCCUCGUACGCGGGUGAGGCGAACAUUAUGGAAUUGGCUGCUUUCUUAAAUCGAGUGAAGAUCUAUGCGGACACUGAGGAAGUAGACGAACUAGCCCUACUCCGUAGCGCAAAACGUUGCUGAAAGGGUAGGCUCUGAGAUGGUACAUUCGGUCUUUUAAAUUGGCCUGUCUGGGAACACUUCAAAUGAAAAUAAAAAAAAUUUUAGAUUAUAGACGUUUUAACCUUAAGGUCAUUCGCCUCUUCGGGUUAAAAAAAUCUCUUAUGAAAAAUUUCUAACCCUAUGUGCGGGGUCGGGACUCGAACGCUGCGUACAAGGCAAUCGAUUUACCAACUACGCUAUGCCCACCCCCUAAUAAAGAAGAUGUUUUUACAUCAAUCAUACUCCCAGCACAUGAAGCGCCAGCAAGGUUCGGAUGAAUCCUUCUCAAAAUAUAGGCACAUUCUUGCGCUUUUCGAAGAGGUAAAUGCACCGUUAACAAAUCAGGACAGAUUCUACAUAAUGAAAUCAAAUCUCAAUCCAGAAUUUGCAGCCAUAGCUUCAGAAUCUCGAGUGGCUACAGUGGAAGAACUGGUUAGUGUCUGUAAGAAUUACGAUGAGGCGCGCACAUAUUCCCAGCGUAUUCGCUCCUCGCAGAUUUUCCGUUCCCCUCAUGUUGCUCAUGGAACGAAUGCUCUACAAAGAACAACAAGGCCAUCUGUAGCAGCAUAUUCCUGGAAUCGCAAAUCCACAAGCCCGCUGUCAAGAAUUGAAUAUGCUAGAAGAAGAAGAAAAUGAAUUUUAUGAACGAUUAAAACUUCCUGUUCCGCUCCCAGUAUCGGGAGGUUCGGACAGUCCCAACCUAUCCAGGAUGGAAAAGCUAACUCCGAAAGUCAAAGUUAUACAAAAUAGCACAUGGCAACGAAAACCGCUUGCACAGACAACAAUUAAACCACGGCAACCACCAAAUAUCGUUUGCUGGUAAUGCCAGCAACAGGGGACCACAUUUCUGAACAGUCAGAAUCCCAAGAACUACAUCGCUGUGGAAAGGAGGGAUCAAUAACACGUAAUUGUCCAUACUACAGUGCCAGGCUCGUCCAAACUUUUCCAGAUCACUCGACAGUUCUGGGAAACGUAUUUCCGAGGAUUCCUCAAUGAAGGGCGUUGACUCUCCGGUCGCUUUCAAUAACCUAUUCCAUCAACAAACGAAACAUUUCCGCAACCUAGCCUCUGUCAUAUUCAACACAUCUUCAGUAGAUAACAGACCAUACGCACACGUAACAAUCAUGGAAAAAACUGUUCGUGGUGUACAAGACAGUGGAGCUACCUGUAGCCUCAUAAGAGGCACACUCAUAUCGAUCGUCGAUGAGUUUGGAUUAAUCAUGUUCCCAGUGCAGGACUCGAUUAAAACAGCGGACAAUAAUCACACUUCGUGUCUUUCGCGCCAAGGGAGAUUUCGACGGAUAUUCGGACGGGAUGGAUAGAUUCAAUUCUAGUGAUCUAUACUGCCUCGUAAGGGGACCAAACAACAGAUGCAUACUCUAAAAUCCAUCGGACAAGCGAGCAGUAAAUUGCGCGUAGGUACAAGGGAUCAUCGAAGUCACGAGCAGUUUUCGGAAUAAAACCUAGUUGUCGGUUAGCUCUGCCUACUAUGGCGGAAUAAUCCAUCUUGAAUGUCAAUUUUGAGUCACGUAAUACUCCAAGGUUCUUCAGUUGAUCAACGCGAUUGAGUUGAAUGGUGUAGUCGUAAAUUAUGUUAUGGCCUUUCUGCAGCAAUAGAAAGAAUGAUCAAGCAUUUCGAGAAGCGGACUUCGAGGAUGUUGCAGCUGCACCAUCAAGUAAAACGAUCCAGAAGCUCUUGAAGAUACCUACAAUCAGCUUCACGUUGUAUGACAAGAAAAAACGUUUUGGAUUCCUCCGCAAAUCAUCUCGUCCCUUUUUCACCUAGCUUUUAUACAGUAAUCGAUUGUAUCCAUGGUAAAUGCGACUAGCUUCAUUGAAUUGGCGCUUUGGAAAAAAGGCAGUACAGCUGUAACAAUUUGGAACGGCUCCUACGAAAUGUACGAAAAUAAGUAUUGGACCAAGCAGGUUUACUUGGAGGUCUACUGAGAGGUACAGCUUGUGUAAUGCAGGGAAGUGAAUUAGUAGCAGUGUCAACGUAAGGGCAGAAAUGCUUCUCUGACCUGUCAACAUCCGAAAGCAAUUGAUUUCAAGUAUCGUAGUCACCACGACGGCAGUCCCAACUCACGACGUUAUAAUCCUCGUCAAAGUCAUGAAGCAUAUGACUAGUCAUGGAUAUUUGUGACUGUAGCGGGUCGACAAAAUCAUAUGUACUAUUAGUUUCACCUAGACAAGACAAGGUUGGUUGAAAUUACCGAACAAAAUAACAGCACUCUCAUCGCUUCUGUUUUUAAUGACUUCAGACACUGGAUCAAGAUAAAGCUGAAUAAACGAACUAUUUUGACUUUUUCCGGGAAACAUCUGGUCAAUCUUGGUUCUUAGUCCGCGAACAUACUGGUAAUAAAUUUGUAAUACCGAUGACGAAACAACAGCAUUAUUUUCAUUAUUUCUAAGAAAACUGAAACUUAAAAAGGGAUCAGGAAGAGAAACGUUACAAUUUGAAACGUACUUGCCUGAUAACACAAGCUGGAAGACCCUUUCGCCAACUUUGACUAAAGAACCAGAAGGACUACUUUGAAGGAGUCUGUUUGGUGUAUACUUGUUCUAAUUUUAACCAAAAUGCAUAAACUUUCAAUAGCCGACUAUAUUACAGACUUCCGGGCUAUUCGAUCUUGUGGCGCCAGUCUCCAGUUUCUUUGCACACCCGUCUUACUCGGUUGUACACAAUCAGAAUGUAUUGAAUCUGGCCGAAGCCUGCAACUCCUGCUAUGUUCUCUUCUUUUGCUCUAUCUCGAAGCCUCACUUGGUCCAUGAAAUGCCUAGAGCUUUGAGUUAACUCUCGAUUCCUCUCUUGCUUCUUGUCUCUAUCUAUAACAUCUCCAUUCAGCUCUCAUUCUAGUGAGCCGUUGAGAUGCUGAUUCCAUGAGCCAUUUAGCUCCUGUUUCCGUGAGUCAUUCGGCUCCCAGCCUUAUAACGAUCUACUUUGUGUCCCUUCGACGAUAUUGUCAACUGUCACACCAGGCACACCCCAUCGAACUUCUUCUCACCUAGGGAAUUCGAAAACCACGUGUGCUGGCGACUCUUGCACGUUCACACACUCUGGGCAAAGGGAUGACGAAGCAUGUCUCAACCGAUGCAGGUACUUCCGGAGGAAUCCGUGGCCGGACAAAAACUGCGUCAAAUGGAAGUUCACCUCGCCAUGCUUCCUACGCAUGCGUUUUUGUUUAUGUUUUUUCAUUGCGCAAUGUGCACCAAACUGUCAACAUAGUUAUACCCCGACGUUGUGUAUAAC
Messenger RNA from Topomyia yanbarensis, 15120 nucleotides. RefSeq lists its product as uncharacterized. Gene Ontology annotation, molecular function: protein binding. The transcript is spliced from 8 exons. The record is from RefSeq and is a predicted model, not a curated record. Bases 351 to 6485 code for a protein of 2044 amino acids. NCBI's taxonomy places the organism in Eukaryota, Metazoa, Arthropoda, Insecta, Diptera, Culicidae.